Delphinapterus leucas (beluga whale) is the source of this 3531-nucleotide messenger RNA. The record is from RefSeq and is a predicted model, not a curated record. NCBI's taxonomy places the organism in Eukaryota, Metazoa, Chordata, Mammalia, Artiodactyla, Monodontidae.
UGUCACGAAUCCCAGUCGGGUUCUGGGCGGGACUGCCACGGCGUUGCGGGCCGGGUGCGGCUCGGCGGUGGAGGACUCUCACUUCGUGCUCCAUCCCGGGCUGGGCCCCGGGGCGGUGAGUGAUCCGGGGAAGGAGACUGCGGCUGCAGCCCGGGCGCUGCUGAGGGGCGUGGAUGGGGCUCGCCCGCCGCCCCGGCGUUGUCUCUGCCGGGUCCUCGCGCUCGCCUUUCCGAGCCCGCGGGUCUUGCUGAGGAGUGGGGAGAGGAACUGAUGAUGUGGCUGGGGACUUCAGGGAUGAGUGCAUUACCUGGACACUGCUUAGAGAGUCCUCUUCAGGGAUACCACCCAGCACAGUUAGAAGAAUGGGCUCUCAAAGGGAUUUCUAGACCAAGUGCAAUCUCCCAGCUAGAGCAGAAGGAAGAGCCAUGGGCCCUACCACUCCAAAAUUUUGAGACUAGGAAGAUCCUGAGGGAAAGUCACACAGACUUUAAGAAUCAGGUGGUAAAACUCAAUCAGGACAUUUCUGAAACAGCAGAACAGUGUGGAACAUCCUCAGAAAGGGCCAAGAAAGAUAUUUCUCAUACUCCUCGUUGGGGAGGAAACUGGGAGAGGGGUCUUGAAUUAGAAGGACAGCAUGGAACCCUUCUAGGAAAGGGCCAGCAGGAGCCCUUUUCACAGGAGAAGGAAUUAAACAAGCUCCUGGAAGGAUAUAUAGGAAAGAAGCCGAUGUGUGCAGAAUGUGGAAAAAGCUUUAACCAGAGUUCCUAUCUCAUAAGACACCUAAGAACCCAUACCGGUGAGAGGCCUUAUAAAUGCAUGGAGUGUGGGAAAGGCUUCAAACAGAGUUCAGACCUUGUCACCCACCACAGAACACACACAGGGGAGAAACCCUACCAAUGCCAUGGAUGUGAGAAAAAAUUCAGCGACAGCUCAACCCUCAUCAAACAUCAGAGAACCCACACAGGUGAGAGACCCCAUGAGUGCCCAGAGUGUGGGAAGACUUUCGGACGGAAACCACACCUCAUAAUGCACCAAAGAACCCACACAGGAGAGAAGCCCUACACGUGCCUCGAGUGUCAUAAAAGCUUUAGUCGCAGCUCCAAUUUCAUCACCCACCAGAGGACCCACACGGGAGUGAAGCCUUACAGGUGUAAUGACUGUGGGGAGAGUUUCAGCCAGAGCUCGGAUUUGAUUAAGCACCAGAGAACCCACACAGGAGAACGGCCCUUUAAGUGCCCGGAGUGCGGGAAGGGCUUUAGAGAUAGUUCCCAUUUUGUGGCUCACAUGAGCACUCACUCAGGAGAAAGGCCGUUCAGUUGUCCUUACUGCCACAAAAGUUUCAGUCAGAGCUCGCAUCUGGUCACGCACCAGAGGACACACACAGGUGAGAGGCCUUUUCAGUGUGACAGUUGUGGGAAAGGAUUUGCCGACAGCUCUGCCCUCAUCAAGCACCAACGGAUCCACACAGGAGAAAGACCCUAUAAAUGUGGCGAGUGUGGGAAGAGCUUCAAUCAGAGCUCCCACUUCAUUACCCAUCAACGAAUCCACUUAGGAGACAGACCCUAUCGCUGUCCUGAGUGUGACAAAACCUUCAAUCAGCGUUCCCAUUUUCUCACACACCAGAGAACACAUACGGGAGAAAAACCGUUUCACUGUAGUAAAUGUGACAAGAGCUUCCGACAGAAGGCACACCUUUUAUGCCAUCAGAACACACAUUUGAUCUAGGAGAUAGUCUUUAAUGGUUCUUCUCCCUUCAAAUUUCCAUUGCUAUUAUCUUUAAGCGCUCCAAAUAGAGAAAACCUGAAACUGGGUGUUGGCGGCUCAAGUCGGGCCCUGAUCUGUUCUCUUUUACCGUGCUUUAAUGGCGAGGAUAAACCUACAGGGUCCAAAUAAUGUUCUGAACACAAAAGGCGUUCCUUCAGUGUUUUUGACUGACUCUUAGACAGAAAAAUGUGAGUUUAAUGCUUGAUGCCUGGUUACUAAAAGAGAAGUGAGAUAAAUGUAGUCACAUUCUCAUCAUUAAUGAUUCAUAUUUGAUAUCUUAUACAAAGCCCUUGAUACAAUGCCUGGCCUUUAAAAGACACUCAGUACAGGGUUGGUUGCUUUUAUCAGCCUUAUUACUCAAUGAGGAAUUUAUUAUUGCAGCCCCACAAGCCCAGAACUUGCAAGAAAUUAGACUGGAACUAGAAGAUUCGGGGUGUGAACACAUAGAUUUAAUAAAACAGAAAACACUCUCCUAAUCCAGUGCUAUGCAGUCACCAGAUGUCUCAUUGCCAUGACAAGGCAGAAUUAUCAUAGAGGAUGUCUGCAGUCUUGUGACUUGGAGACUAGAAGAAUUUUAGAAGCUCUUUGUACAGCUGUGUAUGAGGUACUCCCCCUGGAAGUUUGCUGCCAUCUGAGGCAUAGAAAAUAUCCUGUGAUGAACAGUCCAGAGGAACCUGGAUGAGGACUGUAAAAUUCUGGAAGCAAAGUUGCUGAGAAUGUUAAAUGAUAUUGCAGGGAUCCUUCCCGGCAUUUAGCUGAAGGAUGUAACCCUUGUUUUGUAAUUUGCUGGGUCACUGGCCCUUUAGUUGUAAGUUAACGCAAGUCUCUGAUCCUUUUAGGGUCAUUCAUUUUAUGCACUAGUAUACUCCUCUAUUUAAUUGAAGAAAUGGAGGGAAGGCAGUGUGUUGGAAGGCACACCGACUUCGUUGAGAAGGUGAGGUGUUUGUGUCUUGGCCCCUUGACACCUAAUUUGGCCAGACUUUCCCCUUCUCUCAGGCCCUACCCUACUUACCUCACAAGGUUAUUGUGAGGAUCUGAUACAUAUACACGCACAUGCACACACACGCAAGCACUUUGUUGUUAAACUAUAAAGUGUAAUACCUGUAAAGUUUAAUGUUAUGGUAUUGUUGCCAGUGUCUUUUCUUCCAAGGAGCUGUGGCUAAUGUUUCCAAAGGUGUCCCACUUUCAUAUUGAGGGACUUCUUUUUUUACCUAUUGAAAACCUAAGGCCUUCAAAUGCUCAACUCAUUAUGUGACUCAUUACGGGUCACGUGAUGAACUAACGGAAGAGCCAGGAUAUCUCUGCAGGUCUCCUCUUCAACAGCAUGGAACAGACCAGCUCUGGGAUUUGUUAGAGUGUCUCUGAGACACCACAGGCCUGGAGGACCCAUAUUAUAUCCAUCAAACCACUCUGAAUUUGGAAAUGAUGGAGGGAUGUAGCCUACGUGCCCGAGAGCUUUAUAGGGUCCUGUGCUGGGGUCCUCGAUCCUCAUGGCAGAUAUAAGUGGGUAAGGAGGGAGUUGGGUGUUGAACACUCCAGAGAGAAGAGUGGGGGACUGAAGGUGUUUUCUUUCAAGCUUUCCUGUGUCAAUACAGACUAAAUUAAUACAUCAGCCUUGGAACACUAGUUCUCUUCCAUUAUAUGGAGUGCCACCUGAGUGCUGUAACUCAUGCGGGGAUAGAACUCAGCUGAUAACCUAAACUCUUUCUUUAAUAGGUAAUUAUCAGAAAAAAAAAAUCUGGGGCUUCCCUGGUGGCGCAGUGGUUG